CCUGCCCCGGCCCCUGCCCCGGCCCCAGGCCCCUGGUCCCUGGUCCCAGGCCCCCGGUCCCUGGCCCGGCUCAGCCCAGCAGGACGGGAACGGAGGCGUCGAGGUAGUUCCCGCACCGGAAAAUGUGGAAUCCCAACCCAGGCCAGCCAGGGACCUAUCCCCAAGGCGGGGCGGCCUACCCCCCAAACCCUGGGUACCCCAACCCCUCCCAGCCCCCGCCCAUGAACCCCGCCUUCCCCCCCGGCGUCUACCCCCCUCCCCCGGCCGCCGGGAACCCCGUCUACCCUCCCGGAGCGCCCCCGUACCCAGGGCAACAGCCGGGACCCUACCCCGCCCCGGGCCCUUACCCGCCCCCCUACCCCCCUCCCGCCCCGGGCGUGCCCGGCUUCAACCCCCUGAUGCCCGGGAUGACGGGGCCGCCCGUGGCGAUGGACAAGAAGAUGCGGAAGAAGAUGAAAAAGGAGCACAAGAAGGCUCACAAGCAACACGGACACCAUAAGCACGGAAAGCAUUCCUCCUCAUCCUCCAGCAGCGACUCCGACUGAGGCCGGGCCUGCCGCCCCCCCCCCCCCCCCCCCCCCC
Molecule: messenger RNA, 582 nt
Organism: Ornithorhynchus anatinus (platypus)
Lineage: Eukaryota; Metazoa; Chordata; Mammalia; Monotremata; Ornithorhynchidae
Gene: PRR13
Product: proline rich 13
Exons: 4
Coding region: 123-545 (140 amino acids)
Cellular component (GO): nucleoplasm
Source: RefSeq, a predicted model, not a curated record